Molecule: messenger RNA, 15866 nt
Organism: Pipra filicauda (Wire-tailed manakin)
Lineage: Eukaryota; Metazoa; Chordata; Aves; Passeriformes; Pipridae
Gene: LRTM2
Product: leucine rich repeats and transmembrane domains 2
Exons: 5
Coding region: 10920-12032 (370 amino acids)
Biological process (GO): axonogenesis; positive regulation of synapse assembly; regulation of presynapse assembly
Cellular component (GO): membrane
Molecular function (GO): protein binding
Source: RefSeq, a predicted model, not a curated record
CUCUUUUGCGUUUUUCCCCCCAUCCCCAGCUAAGCGAGAUCAGUGGAGCUGCCCCCCAGGAACCGGCUUCCCCGGGGAGGAGAGUGUCAGCAGGGGCAGCACUGUCUGCCAGACAGCACAGUGCACAAGUCUCGGCUGUGCCAGACUGAUGGGCAGCGAUGUUCCCGACAAAGCAGAACGGCAAACCUGCUGCAGAGGUGCCUGGUACUGGUUCCAGUCCAGUUUCAGUGCCGGCAGCUGGGAGCAACUUCUCCCAGCUGCGAAUGGCACCAGCACCUUUCCUUGCACCACGGGCAGCUCAGAUGCAGUUUUGAGGCUUAAGGGCUUGGUGCUGUGGUCACCAGGUGCCAGGCAGCUCCCAGGGAGCCCUGGCUUUUGUCCCCUCCUCGGGGCUGUGAAAGGGGUCAGCAUGAGAGGUGCCACUUGCCUGGCCCGUGAUGACUUUGCUGGCUAUCAUUUUGGACUCAGCUGUCUGAGUAAGAAGAACCUAAAAUGGAGAAGUGAGGACCAAAAUUGCACAGGUUCAGCACUCAGUACACAGCUUUAGGAUGAGGGGAGGGUGCAUGUAUCUGUGUGUGGGUGUGUGUGCUCACGGACAUGACCACAGGACAUGAAGUGAAGGAUGCCAAAUCACAAGUAGAGCCAAAAAUAAGUCCCAAGUUGCUUUCAGCAUCUCUGCAGGCUCAACUCGCAAUUUUUGAACUUUUGGGCAGAAGGCACAGCACUGAGUGGGGUGGGUGAAACACAGCACAGAGAAGCCUCACAGGCUUUUCCAGCCCUGACUGGCAGAAGAGGGCAAGAACAAGGUCUCAAAUGAGCUGAUGUGAAGCCCCCUAUGGAUAGGAGUAUAUAUAUAAGCAUUAGGUGUCUGUAUGGUGUGUGUGUGUGCAUACAUACGCAUGCACAGACACGUGCACACACACACAUCCCACACAGGGCAUUCUGCCCCCUUCUUCUCCCUCUGCCUGACCAGUUUAUUGCUGUCCCUGCAUCUCAUGCUAAUUAAGAGAGACGUGUAGAACUGCAGCUCUCCAGAUUUGGGGAGAGAGGAUUUUUUAAGCUGUUGCUCCAACCAGGUCAUGACCAGGCCCACCACAUGGACUGUCGGGUAGCCUGAAUGUGCCACAUGUAGCACACCCCUGAUGGGAAUGGCAGCGAGCAGGGUACAGCACUGCUCUGCUGCUGGUGCCUGACCUGCCACUCAAGGAUGGAGGGAGAAAUUAAGAUCUCAUUUGGGAAAGGACUGGAGCAGCUGCUGUUGCACAGUUUAAAGAAGGAAACCCUUAAAAGACAGGGGAACCCUCAUAGGCACACAGGCACUUGUCCUAAAGCAGGGGACAUUUCCAGAAGUGAGGGAGCCUUUCCAGAAUUGCAGACCAUUUUUAUUCUGAGCUUUGUCGCUCAGGUCUGUUUGGGGGUGGGAGGGGGUGGAUCUUCCUCUAACUGCUGUGGGCAAACAACAUUUGCAAGGGAAUUAUUCCACAUGAGCGAAAGGCUUGCGGGAGUUGUCUCCCUGUCAGACAUCAGUGCUGCCUCUGUUAGUGCAUCUUGCCCACUUGGAGGAAUUAUGGUAAAUCCUGAGCAAAGGGGCUGCUUGCAAAGAGAAAGGGGGAGAAGCCUUCUUAUAUAAUUUUUAUACCAGAUCAUAGCUUUACCCUUGCCUCCAGCAAAGUGAAUGCCACAUGCUAGCAAGGUGCACUCUCAGCUUGGAUAUCUUCAUGAGUUACUCCAGUUUCCUGCCCUUCCUCUGGCCUUUUUUUAAGCCUGGUACAGAAAGGAUUUUCUAGGCUGUUCAGCACCACAGAAGCCUGAUGAAAGCAGACCUGUGUCUCAGUAGAGCUGGGAUGCCCAGCAGUAGCACAGGGCCACGAGGAUAUCUGUAGAGGAGCAUUCAAGGAGCAGCAGAGGCUGCAAUAGGAUGGGGACAGGCUCAAGCCUGUGGAAGGGCAUUUCUGGGCAGUUCUUUGGUGACUCUUCAGCACUUGCCUGUUGCUGAUCCAAAAGACAGACCAGGCAGUCUCCUGCACUUGCCAUGUUUGGUUACAAGCAGCUGCUCACACUGCUUGACAUCUGUCCCAGUCCUGGGUGGCUCAAGCCAUAAAUCAAAUGGCCAUACUGGGAUGCUCCUGCCAGCCGGGGAAUGUUUCAGCGAGCUACACCACGACACACACUCCAGUUCUCAGUGGAAAAGGAGCUGGAGUGGGAGUUCUGGGAUGUUCCUUCUGCAGCGUGGAAACACGGAAAUACCUUGUAACACAUGCCUUUUUCCUGCUGUGGCUUUACGAACAUGCCGGCUCACAAAAAAAGCUUUGUGUGACUGAGGGUAUGAAAAUAGCAAGAAGAUGUGCAUUUUUUCUAUAAACCAGUUAAAUUCCAGACUCAAGAGAUGUAAGGAGAAGUUGUUUUGCCUUUGAGGGGUGAGAUUAUGUGAAAUAUAUUAUUCACAUUGCAAAAAAAAAAACAGUUGAAAGUUGGAAAAUGUCGGUAUUGGGGGUAACGUACCAUCUGCACUGGGUUGCAGUCCUGACUGGUGGGAUGACAUGCUGUAUUUCCAUGAGCUGAUCAUUCAGGGUACUGGCUACAUGGUGUGCAAGGAGUGAAGCAGGGGGCUGUUAUUUUCUUUGGUACUGCAAAGUGUGCGCCUGUUUCAUUUGUUUACUGCCUGCCAUCCAAGCCCUGGAGGCAAUACAUCAUUAUUCAUUGUCUUGUGGUGUUCUGAAGAUGUUAGCUGCUACAGUUGCCUUGUAGCUGAUGAUAGAGAAUUUAUGCUCCUCACGAGGCAAGAGAGAGUGGUUAUUUUCCUUGCUUUUGAAGGGAAAGGAGACUUCUGCUUUAGCCACACAGGGAAGGAGCAGCAGGUGCAGGGUCGGAGCUUGGGGCCUCUUGGCUCUCGGUGCCAUCAAGUCCUUGAGACCAGUUUGCUGGCUAAGCUGCCAGCAUUUUGAAAAACAGCUGUGAGUGUUCAGCAGUUCUGCAAAAUGGCCCCUAGGGUCUUGUGUUGGGCACCCGCAAAAUUAGGAAUGUACAGACUGUGGCCUCCUGCCAAAACUGUGGUUUAAUAUUCAAUUCCGACCACAUAAAAAUAGCCUUAUUUAUUACAGCAUCCUUAUUGUUAGCUUGAGUAUCAUGUGUCCUUUGCACUGAGUAUGGGAUGGGGUACUGUGAAAAAAAAAGAAUUAGUACUUGGUUGGGUAAGCAAAGGCAGCGCUGUGAUGCAGACGUGCAAGUGGCUGAAUGAAGACUGGGCAGGUAUUAUCUCACAUUUAAGUGCUUGGCUUUGCAAGCCAAAUAGCAUAUUUGAUCACAGGGCAAUUUUUUUUUUUAAGUAAAAUGUCACUUUCUUGAUUCUUUUUCUUUAUGAAUGGGAAAACAAGAGACUUUCUGUUAUUUAUGCACUGCAAUGCCCCACACCCAUCAUAGGAAGGACUGAGUCUUAAAUUUACAGCAGGGCCAUACAAGUCAGAACCUCCCCACCAACUGCAAGCAAAGGCUUUGAAGACAGGGCCUGCUACCAUGAUCCUCCUCACUUCAAGGAGGUCAGGAAGACUCCUUCCCCAUGAACCAUGCUCUCACACAAGGAAUAAAAAAGUAGGACCACAUCCUGAGUCUGGAGAAGAGCUGUUAGAGGCAACUUGACUUGGCACUCAUCACUUGGGCUCUCUUUCCACUCCUGGUGAGGCUCUCUGCUGCCAGUGCUGCCAAAGCAGGGCACGGUGCUGCUGUGAUUUUGCUGUGAGGCACCUGUGUUGGGGCAGAGGGGCUGAAGGUGGGCCCUGCUCUUUCCACACCACUUGCAUCUAGUGAUUUUGAUGGGAUGUGAUCUUUGCCAUAACUCUAUCUCUUCUGUGGCUGCAAACCCUCCAGAAAACUAAAGUCACAUCAAAUUUGAAGACCUUCCUCAGAUUCACCAAGCCCUGCAGCAUGAGGCUGUGAUCUGUGUGCUAACCCAGAUGCAUCCAAAGAUCCUGGCUGGAACUCUGGAUUGUAAGAGCUGUCACCACAUCUUGUUGAGCUAUGGGCAGUGUUCCCAGCUUGUAAAGAGCAUAAUUGUGUCCCAGAGAUCUGCAGGCACCCCUGGAGCUGCAGGCAGCAGCUCAGAUCCCACACAGUUUGCGUGGACUUUGCAGGGUUGCCCCUCUUGAGUGCUCUGGGAAGGUGAUGGGGCAGCAGAAGAGCUCCAGGCUCUCUCUAACAGGCAGCACCAACAACCUCAUGCCACAGCGGCAACCAAGUGAGACAGAUCUACACAACCCACCGAGGCAGAAAGAGGACUCCUUCAGAGUGCAGCACAAACGCUCCGUGUGUGAGCAGUGGGAGUCGGCCUUUCCUGGGCAGGUUUGCCAGGAGCCGUGUGCGUGCUGGGUCACCAAUCCCCUCGCUGAUAAGAGCUGAGAGGAAUUUUACUGCUGGCAUCUUGCGCUCUGGCCCAGCAAUGUGCGCACAUGGAUGGACGAUCCCUGCCCCUGUGAACACACCCAGGGCACAGGCUUGUGAGACGGUGGGGAAGUUCUCCCCUUGUUGGACCGUGUUUUCUACCUCCUCUCUCUCUUCCUGCCCCAACUGCUGGAGUGGCAAGACACUGCCCUUGCAGCUGGUGGUCUCAUUCUGGGAGCCUGGCAGCCAGGGAAGCACAGCCAAGGUGGUGAGUGAUGGAGGGGGGGGGACUCCCUCACUGAGCAGCCUGGGUGGCAGCAGUUCACCACACUGGCAUCUCCACAAGAAGGAUGAGUAACAAGAGUCAAGCACUAGGAAGGCCAGUGAGCUGGAAGUUCUGGUGUAUUUCAGAAUACAGGGUAUAGAAAAAGGCAAAGGCAGUUUUUGGGCUACUGCAGACAUGAACGAUGGCAAACACGCAGGUGUGGGGUGUUUUGGGUGCAAGAGAUCACCUAGGCUUGCAGAAUCUCACCUCAUUUUAGGAAUGAAAAGCCACAAGGAGAAAAGCUUAUGGCUGAAGUGCCUUGGCCCCCAUAAGAUAUAACAGGGGUUUCUUGGUGUUGAUUUGCAAGCCCCUGGAUUUGGCAGUCUGGCCAUAUUGUUCAGGCUAGACUUCUGGCCUAGCACUCCAGGGACAGAACUGUGAACUGAGAGCUUGUAUUGAUUAAAAACCUUAUAUUUUCCUAUCUUGCUGCUAAACUGAUGCACCUCCAUCUACUACUCUGUGCAUGUAAACGUAUCUUUUAUCUCAGACAGACUGGCACCUUUCCUCUUAAAGUUCUGCUGCAUCCUUUGACUCUAGUAAGAUACACUGGGUCGUGCCAAAAGUCCCAAACCCUCAGAGAAUCCUUAAUAAAUGUGGGCCUAUAUCUACCUUUCUUCUUGAACACCACCCAAAUACAAAUAAGAAAGAGAAUACUUUGGGAUUCAGGGCACCAUUCAACUAAGAAGUGCAGAAAAUACCUGUGUGUGCAGUGGUAAGGGGAUUGAGGACCAAAGAACCAGGAUUCUCCCAUUAAGCUGUCUUCUCUGCUUGGAACCUUUCCCUGGAUUGUACCACCCACCCACACCCCCAGGGUAGGCUUGCCAGGAAGGGGGGAGCAGCAUUUCAAAUGCCAGUGAGCUGGAGGAUGCUUGUGGGGUGUAAAGGAGGAACUGGGAGCAGAAGGGUGCCUCCCUCAGACCUGCCAGGUCAGGAGCAGCUGCAGUCCUUCUGCCAAGGGACUGAGCGAAAGGAUUAAGGGCCUGAGCUACCACUGUCCAUGGGAUUAACCCCUGCAGGAAAUUAAAGUUGCAGAGAAGGCUCUUCACAGCUGAGAGAAAGAGAAAAACUGGGAUCUGGAUUAGAACUGGCAGGGCUGGUGACAAGCCACCACCCACAGCCAACUGUUCCCGGCUGGAUCAGAAAAUGUUAUCUCAACCUUCAUGUAGAACCCCCCUCCACAUCUCGGUUACCAGUUUUUGCCAACAGUGUGAGAAGAGCGAAAACAUCACUCUGUGGAAAGAAAAAGAGGAGGAAACUGGGUAGCCAACUCACGUGUCCCUCCUCUGAGCCCCUCUCCCACUCCCUCACCCGCUUGCCUCCUCAGCUGCCUCCGUUUUGCAGGGAGGAAACAUGCACGUGGUCUGUCGCAUUCAAUAAUACUUGGAGAAGAUGCUGGCACACACAGGGCUGGAUUUCUUCCUGUCAACUGCCCCCUCAGCUCCCCUCCUGCUGCUGCUCUGGGCCUCCUCCAUAUGCCGCACUGUGCUGGGACUUUCCUGUCACUCCUGUGUUGGGUAUCCUGGUCUCCGCACCUGCUUCCACAGCUUCCCAAGGAAUUCCACAUCUCCACAGCAGUCUGGGUCUUUCCCAGCAGUGCUGCCCUCUCUGGCUCCCCUUCAGAUGCUCUGUACUUUCUCAGAGGGUUUGCUGAGGCCUUAUGUCCUUGGUAUUUCCAGCCCCUCCAGCAUCUCCCAGUCUAAUUAUUGUGCAUUGUUCAGGGAGGCUUUGGAUGGAAAUAGUGUGUACUCGUUAAGGUACGGAAUGAGGAAUCAAGAAAACUGGCUUCUCUCCUGCUUUUGCCAUAGGCCUGUCAGGAAACUCUGGGGAAAAUCUGGCCAAAACUCCUUUAUUCUGUGUAAUUUUGGCAAGCCCUACAAGUACUCUUUGCAGGACAGGAGAGUAUUUACAAGCCCAAGUGCAAGCGCUGCUCUCGACAGCUUUGAAAGUCCUGAGCGGGAAACUAAUGUGGGCUCAUGGUGAAGUAUCAAAAGCAAGACAGCUGAAAUUUCAGCCAGCCAAACUCAACAGUCAUUUUUACUGUAUCAUAGUUUGCCCCUCCAUAAUAUGGGGAUAAAGUUGAUCUUUCUUGGAGGGCCUUGGGGAGGAAAUAUUUUUUACCAUCAACACAUUUGCAUUUCAGAGGUGCCUACACAUUGCCAAUUCAAAAACCAGAAGCUUUUUGACCUCUUCACAUCACAGAGAAAAGGGUGUGGUUUUUAUUCACACCAAGUCAGGAAUGUGGCAGAGUCCCUUACAAUACCAAGUGGUUUUUGCAUGCUUUCUACUUCCUUUACAGCUUUCUGUAUGAGGUGCUUUGCUUAGCUGUGACUGAUCACUGCAAGUCAGAGGGCACCAUUUCUUCUGCAGCUGGGUUUUUCAUAUGAAUUUAAAAUGUGCUUUCCAUUGAUUGUGACAGCACAACACUAAUGAAUCCUGAACACAUGCGUUAAUAAAUCAGCAACUGCUGCAAAUGAAGCCCUCAGCUAUUUAGCUUAGAAGCUCACUGGGCCAGUGACACAUACUAUGUUUCUACAGUGCUGCUGAGCUUUGUUACCACCUCUGUGUGCUUUUGCAGUCCAAAUAGAUGACAAAUGAAGAGCUGCCACUGCGACAAUGUGACCUCUUGUGAUUGAUAAUUUGCAUGACUAACUUAGGUCUCUUGGGGGACCAAGAACGGGCAUCAUCUCCAUGCCAUCUGAACCCAUUUGGGGUGUAUUAAUCAGCUGACAUCUCUUCCUGCUGCCUGUGACUCCUGCCCCCCAAGGGCUGAUAAAGGAACAGGCGUAGAAUAACAUGCUUUGGUCACUGGGUGCUGGGGUACCACUGUCCCCCUCCAUUAUAGGGUGAUACUAAUAAAACAUGAAUCCUAAAAGCAACAAGGAAAGGGGAAGGGAAGAAGAUAAUCUCCUUAAAACAUCCUCCAUGCCCUCCCUUACCCUGCUGUUUUUCUGAUAAAGGCUAAAGUAAUUCAGCAUCAGGAAGGGGAAAGGGACUUUGCUAUCAAGGAGAGUGUGGGGGAGGGAUGAACGUCUGUGUAUACUUUCUGAUAAUUUAUUGCUGGCAUCUGUUGCAGCCUCUGCUACCUACCCUUCUGAAAUAUAGGUCACCCACAUGCCCUGCCAAUGCUCAUAAGCCAGGCUGUUAACGGAGUCUGAUCCCUGAGCCAUGAUCCAAGGGUUAGUGCAAAGGACUAGGAGAGAUAAUCAGAGACAGAAGUUGCUGGGCUCUGUUUUUCACAGUGUCUCAUCCUAGUGACACAGUCACCUGUCUCUCUAGCCUCAAUGUUGCUAUCUGGAAAAUGGAAUACCUUUACAUCCACCUGCCAAGAGCAGAGGCACUACCGGCUAUUAUCUCAGCCUUACUUCUGAGGGUCAUUAAAUACAAAGUAACACCACCUACAACUAUGGUAAGAGCCAUUCAUAGAGCAAACGGAAAGCUUCGGAUAGAAGGUGCCACAGAAUUGGGAAGUGUUACUAAAACAGUAUGUGGAUGCAGUUAUCUGAAACCCUCCCCACUCUCAUAGCAUGAUCCUUGGGACCCUACUCACAAAAGCUAAGGCUUUUGUGAUACUGCAGGGGAGUGAUACUGCAAACAUUACUGGUGUCUGGGUAGAGAGAAGCAAAGCACAAGACAGGGGUAGUGUCUGCUGUAGCUUUUAUGCCCUGGCAAGCGCUGCAAAAUCAUUACAAUCUCCUCUGAGCCCCCCCCCACUCCCUGGCCCCAGCAGUAAAGUUCCCUGUUCAAUCUAAUUAGGGGAAUCCUCAUUAGAGAGUCCUCUAGAGUCUGACAGCAGGCCAAAUGUCCAAGUGGCACUUCAACUCAGUGUAUUUUUGGCCACUGGAGCCCAUGGGCCAGAAAUGGAUGAUUUCAUUUUGUUGCUUUGAGCUGAAACUAAAAAAGUUGUCUUUUACUGUCCUAUAUGAACAAGUAAGAAGAAAAGGGCAUCACCAGCGCCACAGGCUACCCUGUUAAUUUCUCCAGAGUCUGGAAAAGACAUGCUACUCCAAGUACAUGGAAGAAAGCUCUGGAUACUGUGUCCCACGGAUCACAGGGCAUUCAGCUGACAUGUUGCUCUAGGGAGAAGGAACCAUCUAGUAAGCCCAGGAGAAAGACUAAUGCCUGGUUUGUGGAGCCCUUGGGUGACUUGGGUGACUUCAGAACAUUCAGAGCUCCAGCAAUGCUAAUCAGCCUUGAGCCCCCAAACCCAAGCAAUGCCAGGCGGGUUCGGAACGGCACAGUGCCUCUUUGUCUUGAGUUGGGGGCACACAAGGGGCACUCCUAGGUCUGGCAGAGUGUUCACUGCUGGAAAAAAACCCUGGCUCUCAGGCUGAAAGCAGCCAGACAGAGCUGGUGCUGCUGUGGAGAGGCUUGAGGUGUGGGCAAGUGCUAGUUGUCCCAGGACUGGGUGUUCCCAGUGCUGCACUGGCAGCGAGUGCAGUUGGCCUGGUGCUCCGCAGAGCAGAAGGCAUCUCUUGGGCCACAAUAAAACAGCUAAUAAAGUCAGAACUCAAGAUAAGUCAGAGAAAGCAUUUAAAAAAGAAACCCUCAAAAAUCCUCUCUGCUUCCUUGCUCUCUCCUGACUGUGGAAUAUUAAUCACUAAGGGUAUAAUGUGCUUAUGGGCAGUCAAUGCGUGGGAGAAACUGUUUUUUUCCGGAUCCUUGGAAUUAAAAUUUCUCCAUAAACCUUCUACUUCAAGGUACAAAUGCAGAAGCUCACUGUGCUUUGCCCUUCAGCAGCCAAGAACCUCUACCUAUUCCAAAUCUACUGUUCUGCCACCUGAGCAUAUGGUAUGCUUGGAGAAGCAGGCGGUUUUGUGGAAGACAUGGAGGCUGAUAAAUAUGGGUUACAGAAGAGUCCCCAGCACAUGUGCAAGCCCAAGUCUGUGCACAUAUUUGUAAAUGUAAGCUAGAUUGGUGACUAGAAUAUGUGCAUUUGUACAUGAAGGCAGUCACUUUGAAGUCUUGGAAACACGUGUACGAGUGCACACAGGGUGGCUGCUAUCUAUGGGGUGGGAGUGUUGCGUGUAUGUGACAUGCUUUUAAAAUAAUCUUGGGUUUAUCAAGGCCCCUCCAUCUUUGUGCAUGUUGCAGUGCAGGAGACAGCAUUAAAGCCUGAACAGGUGUUAAUCACUAUGCACUGUAAUAAAUUCUAAACAUAGGGAAAGGGCUUAUUUAUACACGGCUGCUCCUCCCACCCUGCACUCUCUGCUUGAGCCUUGGUGCUGCCUGAGAGAAAGAGGCGCCCGUGAGGUACCAGAAACCAGUGCAAGAGCUGGACUUGCCCUGGCAGAGUAGAAGGAUCUAGGGGUAGAAACCUUGACCCUGUCACCAUCCCCAUGCCUGGGUGUGCCAGUCCUGCCCUCAGCCCCCCACUGUCACCUGGGGAUGGUGCAGGUGAACUGCACAGCAGCGAGCACGGCAGGGGAGACACCAGCCCAUGGCCUGAGAGGGGGUAUGGGCUGAGGGGAGAUCACAGAGGGAAAUUGAGUCACAGAGCACCCAAGGAAGCUGAUUUUGGGCUUUUUUGUUUUGGUUUAGGUUUGUUGUUUUUUUUUUCAAAAAAGCUUAGCCCCCCAAUUGGAACUGAGCCAGCUGAUACAGACGGGGUGUUAUAAAACAGAGCCAAAAAGCAAAAGCACAAGGAACAGAGCUAUCUAUAACCCUGACAAAAGUUAGAUGGAGUGAAGGUGGGGAAGAGGGAAAGACAGAGCGUGGCAGGCGGCUGCCCCUGAUGCUGAGAGCAAGGACGUGAUCAUUUGGCAACAGGAUUUGGAGCUGAUCGACUCGCGCUAUCCAGCAGGCAGAUAAGGCUCUGUGGCUGUCAGCUUAACUCUGCCGUUUAUUCCAGUGCUGUAGGGAGUUAAAUAGAGCACACGGAAAGCCUGCUGCUGGGGAAUGAAAGUCAAGGAGGGAAAGGGAAGGAAGAGGCUGUAAUUGGGCAGUGUCCGGGGAAUCAGGUGGAAGUGGCUGCAGGCAGAACCUCUCCAGGUCCUUCCUUCUCCUUCUCCUCGGAGGCUCGCUUGCUCUUCAGCUCCUGCAGUUGCUGCAGUGGGAAAUCCCCAAGCUGAAGCUGUGCUGUUCUAGCCACCACAUCCAUUUUACCUUAAAACAGACAGGAAGUGCUGGACCUGGCAGGCAGGCUACAAGGUCAUUCCUUCUCCUUUUGGGGCUGUGUGCCAGGCUGGCUGUUGGAUGUGAAGACACGCUGGAGAAGACAAGGAUGCUGCCUACAAGUGCUGGCCACCGGUGGAGGAGCAGGUUCCUCAUGAGGUGGCAAGAGGCUUGUCUGCUUGGCUGUUGGCUGUCGCUAUGUGCUGCUGAGUCCUUCUUUGCUUGUCCUUCCUCCUGCAAGUGUAACAGUGGCAACCUGGAAGUGGACUGCAGUGGCUUGGGCCUCUCUUCCAUUCCCUCAGACAUCCCCACAAACACCAGGACCUUCCUCUUUCUCAACAACAAACUCAGCAUCCUGCCAGGGGCAGUGUUUUCCAACCUCUCCGCUCUACAGAGGCUGGACCUAUCCAACAACUUCUUGGACCAGCUCCCUCAGAACAUCUUCAGUGACCUGGGGAACCUCACGGAGCUCCAGCUGAGGAACAACAGCAUUAGGGCCUUGGACAAGGACCUGUUACAACACACGGCCCUGCUGCGUCAGCUGGACCUCUCCAUCAAUGGCCUGGCCCAGAUCCCCUCGGGAAUCUUUGACGACCUGCCUGCUCUCCGCUCCCUCUCUCUCAGGUCCAACCGCCUGCAGAGCCUGGACAGGGUGACCUUCGAACCGCUAACCAGCCUGCAGCUACUCCAAGUUGGGGAUAACCCCUGGGAAUGUGACUGCAACCUCCGAGACUUCAAGCACUGGAUGGAGUGGUUCUCCUACCGAGGUGGCAAAAUUGACCAGCUGGCAUGUACCCUGCCCAAGGAGCUGAAAGGGAAGGAUAUGCGAAUGGUACCCAUGGAGAUGUUUAACUACUGCUCCCAGCUGGAUGACGAGAACAGCUCUACUGUGCUGGACAAUACUGGCCCACCCUGCACUAAAGGCAGCCCAACUCCUUCCAAAUCUAAAUCAGGCCCAGAAACAGAAGUGGAGCCCAGUGUGGGAUGCCCUCAGAAACAGCGAUACAGGCCCGUGAGCGUGCGCCGGGCCAUUGGCACUGUGAUCAUUGCAGGGGUGGUUUGCGGCAUCGUUUGCAUCAUGAUGGUGGUGGCAGCUGCUUACGGCUGCAUCUACGCCUCCCUCAUGGCCAAGUACCAUCGGGAGCUGAAGAAGAGGCAGCCGCUCAUGGGUGACACAGAAGGUGAACACGAAGAACAAAAACAAAUCUCCUCUGUGGCGUGAAACUCUUCUAGGAAGGAAGGGACAGCGAUGAAAAAAAGGUACCUGAGAGCAGUCAAGCAUGGGGCCCUCCCAAAAUACAUCUUCCCAGACAGAGAGACAGACUGUGCUAUUGCUCCACUCACCCAAGUAGUGCAACAUGCUUCUGGGGGGUCAGGGCACCUGGCUCAAUUUCUUUUCCUCUGCCCCAGGCCCAUUUUGUGCCCUUUCACCCUUGGGGCCUCCCAGACAAAAUAAAGUAGAGUCAGACCUCGAGUGCUUGCUGUGCCUCAUGCCCUUGCACAGAGCUUCCCUCACAUGCCUGCUGCAAAGGCAGCUGGCACAUUCUGGGAACCUGUGUUGUUCUCUCAGCUUCGGUCCUGAGUCAUCCUGUAUCCUGUCAAGAGUUCUCUGCAAACCGAGAGCAGCUCUGUGAAAGCUUGUGUGGGAAGCAGGACACCAGAAGUGUCCAUGCCUCACUGUUAGGGUCACUACCUGCAAGUCAGUGCUCCUUACAUCAGAUGGGAGGGAAGGUCCCCAGGGUAGGACAACAGUCAGUGGGAGAGUUCCUUUCUCAUUUUUAAAGGUGGAAAGAUAACCUGUGUCACUUUAACACACUGCCAGGAGCACAGUGUCCUUCUUUUUGCUCCUGGCCAAGUCCAAAUCUGUGAGCUGACACACAUGUCAUCUCCUAUAGGUGCACAGACACGGAGUCACCCUCCUGUACACACACACACUGACUCAUUCUGAUCCCAACACGCACACACAGCCAGCCACAGUUCCAGAUAUCCAGGCACCCCACCUGCACAUGCAGAGCCACACAUGCCCAUGCUGAUCUGCCCUCUGUGUGUUGAAUACAUUCAGCCACUUUACCUUACCCUGAUCACAGCACUGCAUAUUGCCUUCUGCUUCAGACAAAAUACAUGCACACUGCCACUGAGGAGCUAACAGAGACAUCUCAGCCCUAGUGCAGAGUCAGUGGAAACUGGCAGGAGACGGCAGAGAGAGGCAAAGUUAUUGAGAUUACAGCAUGAGUCCGUGAAAAAAAUAAGGUGUAUUCUUCUUAUCUGUUUUAUGUUUUCUCUGAUAAAUGGAGAGGGUAAGGAUACAAAGCCUCCAUUUAGAAAUGUUUGGCUGGCAGAGUAGAACUGGGUCAUCAGGAAAGACUAGAGGAGGAGGUGGUUUACCAGCCUCAGUAGCGUAAGCCAUGCUGAGUAGUGUGAGCCUGGGGAAAGGUGUCAGGGGAAGAAGUCACACAACUGACAUGGCUGGCAGAGGGGCCAGCAUGGCGUGUGGAGCAGGGUGAUGCAGUUGAGAUGACUGAAAAGCGUGGGCGCAAUUCUGAGGGGUCUUGAGCUGAAGGUUGAAACCUGGAUCACAGCGUGGCAGGUGUGGGAGAGCCCAGGAAGGGUCUGGCAUGGAAGGCAGCACAGCCCACAUACGCUCCCUUAACCAUCACUGGUGUGUUUGACGCCAUCCACAGCUGCACACGAGCGUGCCCACACACGCAACUGCACACACUGCCACUGUCACGUAGGGUGACUUCCCCCAGUCAGACUUUAAAGCCCACAGACUGCAGUGCCUCCUAUUAGUCUUUGCUCAUUCUGACCUGACAGGGGAAAAAAAAAAAAAAGUGAGAGGGGAAAAAAAAAUGAAAGGAACUCGACAUAAGGACUCAUUUUGUAUCACUGGAAGUGGGAUAAAAUGCUGUCUCCAGGGGAGAGCACACAUUGCCAUGGUAACCUGCUCUAACCCGUCACAGUGGGUAUUCCUGGGCGAGGAAGAUGACACUGGAGGUCGUGCAUCCACAGUGCCUGUGGAUGGUGUGAUCUCUGCCAUCAGGAAACAAGCUGGCAGCCAGCCCAGCUUUGCAGGGUGUUUCGCUGGCAACCUGUGUUCAGAGCCCAGCAUGCACUGCAGGUGGACCCUGCCAGGGCACAUCACCUCUUCCACCUGCUCCAUCUGAAUCCCGAUGCCUUCGGACAUGUCGCAGCCCUCCUGCUCGCUGUGACCGGAUCCCUGCGGAAGCAAUGCACGCUGGCUCCUCACCCCCUUCUGGCUCCAGACAGGUGGUUGUACUGACCCAUGGGCACACAACGUCUUUAAUCAAAGCCUGGAGUGGUAAAAUCCCUCCUGCUCUACCCAGGGUCACCAGAGGCAAGGAGACAGGAUGCUCUGAACUGUUUAAGCAUGACUUUCCUUCGACACAGGGAUGCAUGGGACGGGGGAGGAUGUUCUUCAGGAAGCAGAAGACAAGGCUGCCAUGGAAGAACAACUGGGAGAAGCAGUCCACCCACAAGUGUGCACACACAUUCUACCCCUGCUCCCAGCACACUGCUUGUGAGGAACUGGAAGAGGAGGAGGGGGGCUUGCAAGACGUGAGGAGGAAGGACUCUCACCCCAUACACUGUAUAGCCACUACAACCAUCCCAUCUGCUCCAAGUGUAGCCCGUUCUGAAGGGCAGAACUGGUGCACUGCAGACUCCAUAUGCGUGUCACUGCUGCUCCACAUUCCCAGCAAGCCAGGACUAGACUCUGCCUGCUGGAUCCAAACCUCUCCCCAGCCUCCCUCUCAGGGGAACUUCUCCCUUUACCAUACUGGACUCCACAAUCAUACUUGAAAUGGGACUUGAGUCAGAGUGGUAUAUUUAUAGAUCUAUAUUUUACUUGCAUCAAAAAAUGGUGAAAUAUUGCACAAAACAAAUGGGAUCUAUAUAUGUGUGUGUGUGUAUGUAUGUGUGUGAGUGAGCAAGAGAGUGAGAGACUGUUUUAAAGGGAAUAGACCAGAGGUAAAAUGAAUGGGAGAAAGGCAGGGCACACUGCAGGGGUUGAGGGGAUGAAAUCCUCCUUUCCCCGCACCUUCCCUGUGACUUCCUCCAGCCCUGACCAAUUUUUCUUUGUUGCUAAUAAUAUUUUCUAUAUCUUGUGUUGUGGGGCUGAUGAUGACCUUGCCCAUCCUUUCCUUUUUUGUUUUAAUUCAUACAGCAGAAAGUCUGGAUUUAUCUCAACCCUAGACAAGGGACUGCUAUGUUUAGAAACCCACCCAGGAAAGGAGAGAACUGAGUGCUGCUGAGAAAUAUGAAGGCUGGCUGCUAUGGGGAGUCCCACUGGAAAGCAAAUACUCUGCUGGGAAGGAUGAGGACCUCUCACACGCAGAGCAGAGUAACUGGGUUCACUGGGAAAUACCCUCUUCAUGCCACUGUUUGCAAACAGGCUCUUCCUCCUUUCCCUAGCACACCUAGAAAACAGGCUGCCCUGGUGUGACUGAGCUGCUGCACUGUCCACAGGCACACCAGGGAACACGGUAGCUAGCACAGUCCGAAACAAAACUCUCCUGUGGGAUGCUGGAUACAGAAUGACACCCAGUGCUCCUUGCGUGCUCAGCCAAUGGGUUCCUUUGGUGUGUGGAGACAGGGGCUCCUGUUAUCCCUGCAGGCAUGGCUAGGCAUGGGGGAAACCCCCCUGAAUGCACCCUUUGGUGCAGGCAGGUGCACCAAAGCUCCACACAGGUGCCUGCACUCAGGAAAUGGUAUUCUGGGGCAGGCAGGUCCAACGCAUGCCAGGGCGAUCUAGGGGCUGGCAGGGCCACCAGAAACACCCCUUCUGCUCUCCCCCACUCCCCUUCCCCACACAUCCACCUGUGGCACAGGCACAUUUCUUGCAGGGAAGAGAUGGCACUUGUAAUUCCUUUUUCUUUUUUGUUACCAUUUGAGGGAGAGCGACAAGAUUUUCUAAAAUGAUUGAAUGGAGGUUUCUUUGGCAUGAGACAGAAAAUUUUUAAAGGUAUAUUAUAUUUCUGGCUUGUUGUUACAGAAUAAUAAUAAAGAAUGUAUUUUCCUAUGCUCCUUCUUGUUUAAA